AUGUACCACUCCUUCGCCUCCCCCGCGCAACUACUCGACAAACUCUUCGAACUCUACAACUCAAGCUGCUCGACAAAGACUACCACUCCCUCAGCGAGUGGCAACUCGAAAAACUCUGCUGCUGGAUCGAAUCCAUCCCCGACUCCACUCAGCAACAACUCCUCCUCAGCGAACUCUACAAAUCCCGCAAAGAACGCGCCAACUCCUGCAAACACGUCCCAGUCACCUGCAUCACCAUCGCUCUGCCCAACGACAGACCCCCCCCGACUCAUCGACCUCUCCGCUCGAGACAUCGCCCAACAACUCACUCUAGACAUCUGGCCCAUCUACUGCUCCAUCAAACCCACCGAACUCUUCAACGGCGCUUGGAUCAAACCCUCCGCCCCCUCUACCGCCCCCAACGUCACCAAGCUCAUUCAAAGGUUCAACUUCGUCUCGACCUGGGCCUCCUCCGCCAUCUGCUCCGAACUCAACGAAGAACUGCGCCGAAAAACCUUCACCAAAAUCGUCCACGUCGCCACCUACUUGAAGGCCCUCCGCAACUACCACCUUCUCUACGCCGUCCUCUCCGGAAUCAGCAACAUGGCCAUCAUACGACUCAAAAAAACCAUCGGAAAAAUAGACCGACAGACCAUGCAAACCCUCUCCACCCUCGAACUCCUAAUGGACAUGAGGGGAUCCUACAAAUACUACCGAACCGCGCUCAAGAAGAUCAAAAACACCAGCUGCAUACCGAGCAUCACAAUCCUGCUCAAAGACCUCAUCUUCAUCGAAGACGGAAAUCCAGACGUUAUCAACGGAUUGAUAAACUGGAGCAAACGAAGGCAGGCCUUCCAACAAAUAGCCGAAUUUCUCGCAUACACCACCGCACCGCUCAAAGGCGUCGUCUCUCUCGUCGUCAACGACGUCCCCGCCUCCACCAUAAUCGAGAAGACCGUCUUGCUCGACGAGGACCAGUUGUAUGCACUAUCUGUCUCGC
Messenger RNA from Schistocerca gregaria, 979 nucleotides. Its product is annotated as ras guanine nucleotide exchange factor K-like. The transcript has 2 exons. Gene Ontology annotation, biological process: positive regulation of GTPase activity; Ras protein signal transduction. Gene Ontology annotation, cellular component: plasma membrane. The record is from RefSeq and is a predicted model, not a curated record. The annotation marks the transcript as partial. Gene Ontology annotation, molecular function: guanyl-nucleotide exchange factor activity. Lineage: Eukaryota; Metazoa; Arthropoda; Insecta; Orthoptera; Acrididae.